AUGAAUGAUCCGUUUAGAGACCAUGAUCGCAACACCUGGUCGCUGCGGCUCGAAAUAGAGGAUCGUAUUCUCUCAAGACUCCAUGGCUUCUACUUCGCCGCCGGUGACACCAUUCUGGGGAGCAAGCACGAGGACAAGGCCCUUAUACAAGAAUUGUGUCCUGAAAAUGCAGGAAAUAACAUCACUUUGGAUGUAACCAACUUCAUCCUUAGAACCCUUGUAGCAUGUAGCCGGAAGUGGCAUAUGUUGCAUGACUUUGGCCCAUUGCGUUUCUGGAACGACGUGACCACGCUGGGUAGAAGGAACUCAAACAUCCAUAUUCGGCCCAUGAACACUAGGAACCUUAUUACGGCUUUAAUUAAAGCACGUCAAAGAUAUGUCCUACGACAGAGCGCCAUAUAUCCCGACUUCGUUAUGGAAACCGACCUGAAGCCCGGCAGCGACACGGCUGCACAGGCCAUUCUCGAACGCGUUUUGGAUUUAGAAGACCCGAUCACAUUCUCUGGGGACAUUUUCAGGAGUCCACUGUGUAGCGACUCAGAGAAGCGAGACUUGCUCAAGCAUGCUAUAAAUUACGGCCCGGUGAAGCAGAUCUCUGGCAAGAAAUAUCAGCUUGCCCAGGGCGCUCCCCAGAAUCUACACCCUAUAUCGGAUCUAGCCCGAAAGCCAGCAAUUUUGAAUUCGAGAGGCGCCAAAGUCAGUCCCUGCCAAACGAAUAUCGACGCCAACACGAAGUCAUGA
Molecule: messenger RNA, 741 nt
Organism: Metarhizium brunneum ARSEF 3297
Lineage: Eukaryota; Fungi; Ascomycota; Sordariomycetes; Hypocreales; Clavicipitaceae
Source: RefSeq, a predicted model, not a curated record